This is a messenger RNA of Brassica napus (rape), 3549 nucleotides long. RefSeq lists its product as uncharacterized. The transcript has 3 exons. Gene Ontology annotation, biological process: DNA integration. Bases 1 to 3549 code for a protein of 1182 amino acids. The record is from RefSeq and is a predicted model, not a curated record. Gene Ontology annotation, molecular function: nucleic acid binding. Lineage: Eukaryota; Viridiplantae; Streptophyta; Magnoliopsida; Brassicales; Brassicaceae.
AUGAAGGAACCGAAGGGAUUGAGAAACCACAUUGCAGCAGUAGUAAAGAUGGAAACCAGCUUGUUCUGUCAAAUGUUGAGUAGGCAGUCUGCAGUGAAGGAUUCUUGCCAUCACAAAUCAGGGUUCAAGUUCUCGCGCAACUAUCAAGCUCCACCAGUCACAGACGGUAAUCAAAAGGAGAUGAACGACAAGGGUAAAGGGAUUGAGACGGAGAAAACAACAGCUCAAGCUUACGUUAGACCAAGACAACACCUUACCCCAGCAGAAUUAGCAGAACUCAAAAGAUUAAAGCUCUGUUUUAAAUGCAGAGAGAAGUGGUUCAGGGGACAUCUUUGCGGUAAACCAGAACUACAAGUCUUGACAUUGAUGGAUGGUUGGGAGAUAGAAGUGAUGGAGGAAAUGUGGGAGAAGGAGAUGCAAGAUGAGGAUAUCUUUAUGGAGAUAUCUUUAUGCGGGUUCUUGGGUUAUGAGUCACCAACUACACAUAAAUUGCGAGUUGUGUUGGGAUCAGGAGCGACAGUGAGUGGAUUGGGGAUCUGUAAGCAACUUCAAAUCGAACUACAAGGGUUGGAGUUCUGCAUUGAUUGUGUCUCGUUAGAACUUGGCCAGAUUGAUUUGGUGUUGGGAGUUCAGUGGUUACGUACUUUGGGAGUAUGUGAAGUAGACUGGGAACGACAUGAGAUGAGUUUUAUAUACAGAGGAAAACGAGUAAUGUUGGUUGGGGAAAAGGACUUACAUGUUUUGCCUCAUUCUCUCCGAUGUAUCUCAACAACAUCUCAACAUGAGCGUCUGGAGUUAGAUGAAUUGUUCAUGACACAAAUAAAUUCUGUACAAGCCAAUAGACCGAUCUCUCAGAAGAUGGAGGCAUUACUAUCAACAUUCGAAGAAGUUUUUUCAUUACCCCCAGGUUUACCACCUAUAAGAGGACAUGAGCAUGCGAUUGUCCUUAAACCUGGGACACCACCUAUUAGCGUAAGACCCUACAGAUACCCGCAGGCACAUAAAGAAGCGAUGACAGCUUUGGUUGAAGAGAUGUUGAGGAAGGGAAUCAUUCAACCAAGCAAGAGUCCCUUCUCUAGUCCCGUGCUAUUAGUCAAGAAGAAAGACAAUACAUGGAGGUUCUGUGUGGACUACAGGGCUGUUAAUCAGGCUACAGUGGAAGAUAAAUUUCCAAUACCUGUCAUUGAUGAGCUCUUUGAUGAAUUGAACGGAGCACUAGUUUUUUCCAAACUGGAUUUAACUGCAGGCUAUCAUCAGAUCAUAAUGGAACCUCAGGAUGUGGAGAAAAUAUCGUUUAGAACCAAUGAUGGACAUUACGAAUUCUUAGUAAUGUCGUUUGGUUUAACAAACGCCCCAGCAACAUUUCAGGCCUUGGCGAAUGACAUCUUCAGGCCAUAUCUUGGAAAAUUUGUGUUGGUAUUUUUUGAUGACAUUCUGAUCUAUAGCGCAUCGGAAGAAGAACAUUUGGAACAUUUUCGUGUGGUCUUGACGGUGUUAAAGACUAAGGGGUUAUAUGCUAACAAGAAGAAGUGUAGUUUUGGCCAACAACAAGUGGAGUAUCUUGGUCACGUGAUCUCUGCAGCUGGUGUAGCAACUGAGGAUAGUAAGACCGAGGCAAUGAAGUUGUGGCCAACACCAAAGACGAUCAAACACUUGAGAGGAUUUCUAGGUCUCACUGGCUAUUACAGACGCUUUGUUAAAGGAUAUAGCGUCCUGACAAGGCCUCUUACAGAUUUGCUGAAGAAGGACAUGUUUGUUUGGUCUGAGAGAGCUCAGGAGGUUUUCGAUAACCUCAAGGUGGUGAUGACAACAACUCCGGUAUUAGCUCUGCCAGAUUUCACAAAAAAGUUUGUGGUGGAGACAGACGCAUCUGGUUUUGGAUUGGGAGCAGUUUUAAUGCAAGAUGGUAGACCGAUUGCAUACUUCAGUCAUUGCUUAUCUCCAAGAGAACAGUUGAAGCCGAUAUAUGAGAGAGAGCUCAUGGCUGUGGUGUUGGCAAUAAGGAAAUGGAAACACUAUCUUUUGGGUAGAAGAAUGUUUCCGAAGGACUCUCAGUUAUCUUCUAUCACCCUAUUCGCUGUUACAUUACCAGCGGUGAUUCAAUUAGAAGACAUAUACAAGGAGAUAGAAGAGGAUGAUAAGAUUCAACGUUGGUUUCGUCAAGUACAGAGUGGGAAAAUGGAGAGACCGGGCUUUGUGAUUCAGAAGAAUAAGUUGUGGUUCAAACAGAGUUUGGUGAUUCCAAAAACAUCUAAAUUCAUUCCUUUGAUUCUUGCUGAAUGUCAUGAUGGGUUGAUAGGAGGACAUUCAGGAGUGUUAAAGACCUUUAAGAGAAUUCAGCAAUGGUUUUACUGGGAAGGCAUGUUCCGCAGGGUACAACAAUAUGUGGCCGCUUGUGCUACAUGUCAAACUCACAAAUACUCCACUCUUGCUCCAGCUGGGUUGUUGCAGCCUUUGCCUAUUCCAGUUCAGAUUUGGGAAGAUAUUUAUAUGGAUUUCGUCGAAGGUCUUCCUACGUCUCAGAAUUGUAAUGUGAUAUUUGUGGUAGUAGAUCGACUGAGCAAAUAUGCCCAUUUACUCAGUUUGAAGCACCCAUUUCAGGCAAGUGAUGUAGCGAAAUGUUUUGUAGCUGAAGUGGUUCGCCUUCACGGGUUUCCGAAAUCAAUUGUAUCAGAUCGUGAUAAGGUGUUCUUGAGUGAUUUUUGGAAGAAACUAUUCCGCUUAUCCGGUACACAGCUGAAGUAUAGUACGCCGUUUCAUCCACAAACAGACGGCCAGACGGAGGUACUGAACCGUUGCCUUGAAACAUAUUUGCGGUGUUUUGCUUCGGCACAUCCUCGUACGUGGCAUAAGUUCUUAGGAUGGGCCGAACUCUGGUACAAUACGACGUAUCAUACUUCACUCAAAACUACUCCGUUCAGAGUAACAUAUGGUCGAGAUCCUCCGGGAUUGAUACGCUUUGAGAAAGGUUCUACGAGUAAUGGAGAAUUGGAGGUGUUGUUGCAGGAGAGGGAUGCUAUGUUGGGAGAUAUCAAGAAGCAUCUAGAGCACGCUCAACAACUUAUGAAAAACAAUGCUGAUAAGCACAGAAGAGAGGUUGUGUUUACAGUUGGAGACCAAGUUUAUUUGAAGCUGAAGCCGUAUAGACAACAGUCAGUUACAAGAAGGGUUUGUCAGAAACUGGCUGCCAAGUACUUUGGCCAUUUUGAAGUCAUGGAAAGGAUAGGCAAGGUAGCGUACCGUUUACGUUUACCAGCAGAGUCCAAAAUACAUCCCGUAUUCCAUGUUUCACAACUGAAAGCGGUGAUUGGGUCUGUUCAUGUUGUUCUUCCAUUACCGUCUCAAUUGACUGAUGAGGAUGGGUUGGUAGUACAACCAGAGGAGGUGGUAGCUACUCGUUAUAAUGAUAAGGGUUGUCUCGAGUUAUUGAUUAAAUGGGUGGGACUACCGGUACAUGAUAAUACAUGGAUUCCCGUGGGAGAGUUCCAACAGCAGUUUCCUUCAUAUGCGCUUGAGGGCAAGCUUCGUGACGAAGGGGGGGGGGUAUAA